Molecule: messenger RNA, 615 nt
Organism: Penicillium cosmopolitanum
Lineage: Eukaryota; Fungi; Ascomycota; Eurotiomycetes; Eurotiales; Aspergillaceae
Exons: 3
Coding region: 1-615 (204 amino acids)
Source: RefSeq, a predicted model, not a curated record
AUGUCUUUUCAAAACUUUGAUUCUCUUGCUGGUGUAGGCCUGGAUUUCACCGACGAGGUUGAAAUAGCGACAGAAGCGGCACCGGCAAGGCGCUUUACUGUCUACGGCGGUGCCGCUCCUCCUCCUCCUCCUCCCCCUGCGCAUCUGCACCUGUUGUACGAGAUGCAGCCGGAUCGGAGUUCGAUGACAACUGCAGAGCGGGCCCUCCACUCCAACCCCCAUGUUAUCAGUUCCAGAGGGUUCGAUCGAGGAAUGGGAGAUGCUAUCACCUUCCAAUCGGGUAUCGCACGAAUGAACGACGAUAUCGGUGUCGGGGUGGACGGGAUGAACAGUGUAUCCGAGAGGAACUAUUCGCAGCCCAAUGGGGAGUUAGUCAUUCCGGCAUCUCCACAAAUGCAUCAACAUGUUCCCGCCUCCGGUCCCUUUCAAUGUGGUUGGGCAGGUUGUAACUUCCGCGGUCGCUUCGCUCAGAAAAGUAGCCUUUGGCGACACAUUCAAACGAAACACAUCCCCCACGACUGGCAUUUGUGUGCUGUCUGUAGGAGAGCGUUCAACCGCAGGGACAAGGUUAUGGAGCACAUCCGUACUGCUCAUGGUCUGAAUCGGAGUUUCUGA